Molecule: messenger RNA, 978 nt
Organism: Neohortaea acidophila
Lineage: Eukaryota; Fungi; Ascomycota; Dothideomycetes; Mycosphaerellales; Teratosphaeriaceae
Product: HPP family-domain-containing protein
Exons: 1
Coding region: 1-978 (325 amino acids)
Source: RefSeq, a predicted model, not a curated record
AUGGUCCGCAACGUGCCCCGCGAGCUCUUGAACUUCAACAUCGACCGCUACGUCAACCCCUUCAUCCUUCCCAAUCCCACCUCCACCUUCCCCAAACCCAUCGCCCACUUCCUUGGCCACCGAAGCCAGCCGUCCAAAGACCCUCCCUCUGUCAUCGACUGGAUCCUCACCGCCAUCGCAACCGUAGCCGGCAUCUGCUCCGUAGGCGCGGUCUUCAGCUAUGGCCCGGGAAUCCACCAAUGGAACCCACCAUCCAUUGUCGCGAGUCUAGGCGCCAGCGCGGUGCUCUACUACAACACCACGAAAUCGCCUCUCGGCCAGCCUAAGAAUGCCGUCCUCGGCCAUUUCGUCGCUGCGAUAGUGGGCACAGGCAUCGCAAAAGCCUUCCAGCUGCACCCCACCUUCUUCGUCAAAUACUCCUGGGUAUGCGCGGCGGUGGCAUGCGCCGGUGCCAGCGUGGCCAUGAGCAUCGUCCGCGCCGUGCAUCCGCCUGGUGGCGCCACGGCUAUUCUCGCCUGCACGGAAGCGGAGGUCAUCGCGCUGGGCUGGAGAUUCCCCGCCAUAAUGUUGGUCGCGAGUCUAGUCAUGUUGGGCGUGGCGUUGCUACUUGAUAACAUCGGACGGCAAUACCCUAUUUUCUGGUGGACGGGCGAAGCAGUGGGGAGCAAGCUGCCAUUGCGCCGCAACAAAGCGCAGCACGAGGGGGAAAGCAGCGCGGGCGCGGCGGAGAAGGGCGAAGCAGGGAGCGCGUCGGAAGAGGAGGAGAACAUCGCGGAGGCGGCGGAGGGAUGGGAAGACGAGCAAAUCCAGGAGGACCGCGCGUCGAAUGGAGACAUUUGGUUUCGGGAGGAGCUGGAUGCUAUUCGUAUUGCGCCGGAGGGGAUCAUGGUGCCUACGCACGUUGAGCUGGCGCAAAAUGAAGUGGAGAUGUUGAGGAGCUUGAUGCUACGCAUGCAGAAGAGGGAGCUGGAUGUUUGA